AUGAAAAUAAAAGUAAGGACACUGCAAAAUACCGAAGAAGAAAUAAACGUAGAUAAUAAUGAUACUGUUUCUGAUUUAAAGAAAAAAAUUGAAAAUGUCUUUCCUGAAAUGUCUUGUGAUAAACAAAAAUUAAUAUUCAGUGGUAAUAUAUUAAUAGAUGAAAACAAAGUAGUUGAUAUAUUAAAAGAAAAUGAUAUAGUUAUAGUUAUGGUAACUAGAAAAAUAAUUACAAGUAAAAAAAAUAAUUCAACAAAAAAUACAAAUGAAAUAACUUCAUCAGAUUCGUUAAAAAAUAAUGAAGAAAAAAAUAAUGAUAAAACAAAAAAUACAGAUACAGAAAAUAAAGAAAGUGAAAAUAUCAACAACCCUGAAUCUAUAUUAUUAACUGGUGAUAAAUUAAAAGAAGCUAUAGACAAUAUUUGUGCUAUGGGAUUUGAAAAAGAAUUAGUAGAAAAGGCAAUGGUAUUAGCAUAUAAUAAUCCUAAUGUAGCUAUUGAUUAUUUAACUAAUGGCUUUCAAGAUAUUAUUGAUGAUGAUCAUAAUAUAUCUGAUAUAAAAGAUCCAUCUGAAAAUCCAAAUGAACGUGAUGAAAAUUAUUCAAAUUUAUCAAACCUUUUAAUGAAUUAUAAUUUACUAGAUGAAAAUGAAAGACAAGAUAUUUCAGAAAAUUCUGAAGCUAUUAGAAAUUCUCCCUUCUUUAAUAUUAUUAGAGAUGCUGCAUUAUCAAAUCCACAGAGGAUUCCUGAAAUUUUAGAAAUGAUUGGAAGAUCAGAUCCAUCUCUUUUAGAAUAUAUUCGAGAAAAUCAAAAUGAAUUUUUAAGUGCUCUUCAAAAUUAUGAUACUGAUAAUAAUGCAGAAAAUGAUCUUAUACCAAAUUAUGAAUAUUCUGAUGAAACAAAUCAAAAUACUGAUAAUUUUAAUAUUCCUAUUACAUCAUUAAAUGAAAGUGAAAUGGAAAGUGUUCGCAAAUUAGAGUCACUUGGUUUUCCCAAGCAUGUAGCUUUAGAAGCUUUUAUUGCUUGUGAUAAAAAUGAAGAAAUGGCUGCAAAUUAUUUGUUUGAAAAUAUGAACGAUUAUACAUCAGAGUAA
Messenger RNA from Plasmodium vinckei vinckei, 1089 nucleotides. RefSeq names its product DNA repair protein RAD23, putative. Lineage: Eukaryota; Apicomplexa; Aconoidasida; Haemosporida; Plasmodiidae. Bases 1 to 1089 code for a protein of 362 amino acids. The record is from RefSeq and is a predicted model, not a curated record. The transcript has a single exon. Gene Ontology annotation, cellular component: cytosol; nucleoplasm. Gene Ontology annotation, biological process: proteasome-mediated ubiquitin-dependent protein catabolic process; nucleotide-excision repair. Gene Ontology annotation, molecular function: ubiquitin binding; proteasome binding; polyubiquitin modification-dependent protein binding.